Cuscuta epithymum is the source of this 3608-nucleotide messenger RNA. The record is from the annotation of a GenBank genome assembly. NCBI's taxonomy places the organism in Eukaryota, Viridiplantae, Streptophyta, Magnoliopsida, Solanales, Convolvulaceae.
UGUUUCUCCUCUUCUCCACCCUUCUUCUACUUUCUAUUCAAUCUGGACUCUUAGAGCAUUUUUAAAAAAUGAAAAUCCUCUUCUUUAUCUCUUCCAUUUCCUUGGUAUUUUGGAAUUUGGACUCUAAAAGAUUGUUUUCAAAAACAAAUUGCGAUGAACUAUUUGAUUUCGCCGAAAGCUUUGGAUUUGCUUCCGCUCAAGCAUGGAGAGUCCAUCUAGGGACGCGCAUACAAGCCACAAUUGAAAAUGAUCAUGUUUCUACCUUGAAGGACAAAAUUAAGGAGUAUGAUCUUUAUGGAAUGAUGCGUUUUGACGUUAGGGCUAAUAACGGUGAAUAUUGGCCUACUUCACAUCCUUUCAGGUUAUAUUUUAAAGAGAACACGAAGAUCAAGGAGCGUGAUCUUUCGUUAGAGACAAAAUUCCCAAGGGAUUUGUAUUCAAUAACAAGUUUCACCGAGAUUACAAAUGCGCACAGGAGAGCUGGAGAUGACUUAUUCGAUGGAUUGGCGCGAGCAGCAGAAUUUAUCCUAGAAGAUUUGGAGUAUAACUCCGUAUCAGAAUAAUCUAUUAGGCGUAAUUAUUGUUUAGUAUUAUGAAUCUAUGAGUUGCUAAACAUUGCAUUUGUUAUUUUCAUAUUUUUAUCGACAUUAAAAAGCAAUUGUCAUGUACACUAUGGAGUAAGUAUGCUCAAGCUUUGAAAAAAUUGACCUUGACUUCGACCGAGCCACACAUUAUGCUUCUCCAACUUUGUAGAGCAAAGACCGACUGUGGUAAACAUUUGUAAAUUGAUUAUGUAAUCUAAUAAUCUAUUCUCUAUACUUAACACAAUAAAAAAUUUAAUAUCAUAGGUGAAGUUAUUCUUGCAAACUCCAUCUCCUGUACAAAGGUUAUAGUUGAUGAGAAUAUCCUUGAGAUUGAGGAUUUCCGUAAUAAGUAAGCCGCUUCUCCCCUCUAUUUGAUUUAAUAUAGAUUGAUAGCACUAAAUGAGCACUAAAGUAAUAAUACGCAGCAUAGAUUAAGUCACUGAAUAGAAUGCUUUUUUAUCCAGAUUGUUUGGGAAAAUAUCAAAAUAUUUGUACCUGAUAAAACGAAAGCAACCAAGAAAUCACAUUCAUAUUUACAUGUUUGAAUCUAUAUACCUUUAACUAAUACGGAGUAAUUGAUUAUUAGUUUCUUUACUAAGUAAUAAUUGAUUAUUCGUUAAUUCUACAAAUUGCACGAGAUUUUUUAUAGAUCCUGCAUUAGUGAAACCAGUGGCUGAUACACUUGUAAUUUCCGUGUGUAUGUUUAUGUUUUUAGCUAGUUUUAAUUGUUUAAUAUUUCGGAAAUUACACACUUUUGGUGUAAUAGUCAUGUUUGUAAAAUAGUUGUAAUAUGUUUAGAUUAGGUCCAUUCUGAGUUUAAACAGGUCCAAGAUCAAUCCAAUGAUCAUUGGUGAAGGAAGGUGCAAGAGUACAAGACAAAAAGAAGGCAAAAUCCUGAUUUUUGACCUAUACUCGAUCGAGUAUAGCAUAUACUCGAUCGAGUAUCUUGUUGAGAUUUCAAAUCGGAUCGGAUCUGAAAACAAAGGAACAUGCAGGGAAGAUUUUGACCACGAUCGAGUGUCGAUACUCGAUCGAGUACACCGACAUACUCGAUCGGGUAUGACUAUAAUUUAUACUCUGAAUUCGGUCGAGUAUGGGUCGAAUUCAAGUUUCUACUCAUACUCGAUCGAGUAUAUAUACAUAUACUCGAUCGAGUAUGCCUUUAAUUUUAAACCUGAAAUCGAUCGAGUAUACCUCGAAUUUGCAUUUCUACACAUACUCGACCGAGUAUCUUUAUAUACUCGAUCGAGUACCCGAGCUGCACUCCCAAAAAGCCUAUAAAUACACCCCCUUUCCUUCACAAUAGAAUACCAAUUCACAUAUACUCUUUAGCUCAGUUUAGAUUAGUGUUUUCUUUAUAUUUUCUAUCAUGUUUAGUCUCCAAAUGAGGAGCUAAACUCUUCCAUCUUGGUUUUGCUACUUUGAAGCUUAAUGAUUUGUAAGUUGUGAGUUAUUUUCUUUAAUCUUCUUCCUUGAAUAUUAAUUACUUCCUAUCCAUAUUCCAUAUUAAUAUAUUGAGCAUUACUUAAAGUAUCAACUAGUCUUUUUCUAUAUAUUAAUUAUUACUAGAAUCAAUCGGUUAAUACGCUUGUUAUUAAUUCGGUUCUUUCACGGUAGUAAACUUGGGUUGUUAAUGCAUGCUUCUCAUGGUUAAUAAGCCAAGGGGAAUUAAUUAUAUUGAUUGAACCAAUAAACCGCUUGUGUUGAGGUUAUCAAUCUCAAUCGUUUUCAUCUUGAUUUUAUUGCUACUAUCAAGUUAAUAUACGGCGCUUGUUCUAUAUUGACUCGGUAGUAAGUUUUAUUAAUGAACGCUUCUCGUUAUUAAUAACUACCCUCGAUGAACUGGAUAUACUCCUCGAUUGAGUAUUCGAGAGGAAGAUAGUUAAAGAUAUAACCGGGAUCGACGAACAUUUCAUUAAGUAGAUAAAAGCAAAGCCAAGUCUCCUUCUUAUUAAUUAAACCACAUAACUCGUUCAUCUUCGUGUUUAAAUAUAAUUUAAGUUCAUUUACUCAACCUAAACCCCCCAUUGUUACUAGUUUAUAAAGAGAGAAGUAUUCCUUUCCAUGUGGAUACGAACCUUACUUCAUUAUACUACGUAUAAUUGUUGUAUUGUAUUAUUUUGAGUGCACACCACGACAAAGUGCACGUCAGUGGCUGAACUGCUUGCAAUUACUCAGGUUAUCCUAUUUGAAUUUAAUUUGACUCAUGCUCAUUUCCUCUUAUAUACUUCGUUUUAAACGUAUUUUAAUGUAUUAGAGGUCUCGAUGUUGGAUUUUCGGAAAAAUUACAACUAUUCUCAAUCGAAGAGCUCAGAACCUAUCAAGGGUGCGUAAAAGACUCUUGCUCUAAAAAGGCCUCUCUAAUCAUGGUGACAAGUUUAAGUGCACUAAAUGCAAAGCAGUGUUCGACCAGGGAAUAUAUCGAUAUAAGAUUAUUGUUAUCGUGAAAGAUUCUUCAAGGUUUGUUACGUUGUGCCUGUGGGAUCACGAGUGUCGUCAGUUGUUGCACAAAACUGCGGGACAACUCAGAGAACAAUUGAAUCUUAGUGGCAUUCAUGAGACAGCGACAUCAAAAUAAAUUAAUGAUUUAGUGGGUCAGCAUCUCCUAUUUAGGGUUGAUAUAAGCGAGGAGGAUUUAAAAAAAAAAGUGACAAAGUUUUCUCUUUGAGGUGCCUCACGCAAAAUGAAGAGCUCAUGAACCAUUUUCUAGCAAAAGCAGAUGAUGAACAACAAGUGAGUGUCAAGAAGGAACAUCAUCAACCCAAAACUCUACUACAAAAAUGCACAAAGCUAUCAAAGUUGAGAAACCAUGAUGAUUUCUUCAUAGCUGUUUGGGACUUGAAUAAAGCUUUUAUCUAUGCUCAUAAUUUUUUUAGGAUUUUAAUAAUGUUUACAGACAUCUGCAAGUUCAUUUUACAUUGGGAUGAUUUUCAUGUUUUCUCUUUGUGAUUUUAGCCACUGGUAAUUUCAUAUCUUUGAUAUGUAAUUUCAUAUUGAAUGCAAUCUUUUGAAGUUGAUACCUAU